CAUCGAUGAUCAAUGAUCAUCGAGCAUCCCUAGUACUCGGUCUCCUCAUUGCAAGUUUGAGGUUACAAUUAGCUUAGCAGUUAGCUGAUUAGCUCCUUAGCUCAUCAAUUACAGUUAAUAACAAAAGUAAGCCAUAGCUUCUUGUCUCAAAUUGGAUUUAUGGUACUAGUACCAAAAGAGACAACAUGUCAGUCUCAGCAAUGCUACGCAGAACUUUAAUAAAUGGAACCGUAUAUUCAGCGGCUGCAAUGCGUAUGGCUUCAACACAACCGGAUAAAAAUGUAUAUUUCGAUGUCACAGCCGAUGGUGAACCGUUAGGCCGAAUAGUUAUGAAACUAAAUUCUGAUGAAGUUCCUAAAACUGCUGAGAACUUUAGAGCAUUGUGUACUGGUGAAAAAGGGUUUGGUUAUAAAGGAUCUUCAUUUCACAGAAUCAUUCCUGCGUUCAUGUGCCAAGGUGGAGAUUUUACAAACCAUAAUGGCACUGGAGGAAAAUCUAUUUACGGCCGGAUGUUUCCUGAUGAGAACUUCAAACUGAAACACACUGGUCCUGGAAUUCUAUCAAUGGCUAAUGCUGGCCCCAACACUAAUGGAUCGCAGUUCUUUAUUACAACUGAUGCUACACCAUGGCUUGACAGGAAACAUGUUGUUUUUGGUUCAGUAGUUGAAGGAAUGGAUGUUGUGAGAAAAAUGGAAGGUUUGGGUUCCAAGAAUGGAAAGCCCUCUAAAAAAGUGGUUAUUGCAGAAUGUGGUGAGUUAGAUUAGUUUAAAUUUGAGAGUAGUGUAGAUUUAAGAAUCAGUGUUAUAUAUUAGUAAUUAUUAUAUUGUUUUGUAUAUGUAUAUUGUAUAGUAAAAUUAGUAGUUAGUAAAAUCUAUAUUCAA
Pieris napi is the source of this 881-nucleotide messenger RNA. Its product is annotated as peptidyl-prolyl cis-trans isomerase-like. Gene Ontology annotation, biological process: protein peptidyl-prolyl isomerization; protein folding. Gene Ontology annotation, molecular function: peptidyl-prolyl cis-trans isomerase activity. Bases 186 to 764 code for a protein of 192 amino acids. The record is from RefSeq and is a predicted model, not a curated record. The transcript has a single exon. Lineage: Eukaryota; Metazoa; Arthropoda; Insecta; Lepidoptera; Pieridae.